Pollicipes pollicipes is the source of this 1013-nucleotide messenger RNA. Its product is annotated as protein bric-a-brac 2. The coding region runs from base 1 to 897 and encodes 298 amino acids. Gene Ontology annotation, molecular function: protein binding. The transcript is spliced from 6 exons. Gene Ontology annotation, biological process: regulation of transcription by RNA polymerase II. The record is from RefSeq and is a predicted model, not a curated record. Gene Ontology annotation, cellular component: nucleus. Lineage: Eukaryota; Metazoa; Arthropoda; Thecostraca; Pollicipedomorpha; Pollicipedidae.
AUGGAGAGGGACGUGUCGACCGACAACAUCGCGAGCGUGAUGAACCCAGGCACCACGGGCCACAGCACGCGGAUGAUGGACGGCCAGAAGUUCUGCCUGAAGUGGGAUGGCUUCCAGGGCAGUGUGACGUCACUGUUUGAUCAGCUGAGGCUGGAUGGCGAGCUGGUGGACAUCACGCUCUGCUGCGAGGGUCAGCGGGUGCGCGCGCACCGGAUGAUGCUGUCUGCCUGCAGCCCAUACUUCAGGGAGCUGCUCAAGGACAACCCAUGUCAGCAGAUGGUGAUCUUCCUGAAGGACACGUCGGCCGCCGACCUGCGGGCCAUCAUCGAGUUCAUGUACAAGGGCAGCGUCAACGUGGCCCAGAGCCAGCUGGCCAGCUUCAUCAAGACGGCCGAGAUGCUGCAGGUCCAGGGCCUCAGUGGGAACGACGACAAGGAGCCGAUCAAGGUGGAGAAGGUGGACCUGACGCUGGACGACGACGGCGACGCGGAGGAGGCGGCGACGGCGGAGGGCGCGGCGCUGGAGGCCGCGCUCGGCCGCGUGGCCGACUUCGAGGGCUUCGAGGCCGGCUCCGACCAGUCGAGCGACGCCCUCCUGCUCAGCGCCGAACGGCUCGGCGGCAGCGCGGGCGGAGUGGCAGGACCGUCACAACGCUGCAGCGAGGACGGCGGUUCGCAAGCGAAGCACAUCUGCCCGCUGUGUGGAAAGACGUACUCGAGCCGUCUCUCACUGGACCUGCACCGCAAGGUCCACUUCGGCCUCACCACCUGCGCGCUGUGCAGCAAGACCUGCAGCCGGGUGAGCGUGCUGCGCAAGCACCUCUCUACUGUGCACCGGCUGGACGAGGAGACGAUUCUCAAGAUGGCGCCGCGCAACAGGAAGAUCGUGCGGCGAUGAACGGCGCAUGCGCGGAGCGGCGCGUGCGCAUGCGCUGGAGAUUUGAUUGGGGAUUUGUGUGCGUGUUUAAGGUUACGCGGAGGAAGCGUGCGCACCACCGAUGUGAGCUUAACGUC